This is a messenger RNA of Alternaria postmessia, 870 nucleotides long. RefSeq lists its product as uncharacterized. NCBI's taxonomy places the organism in Eukaryota, Fungi, Ascomycota, Dothideomycetes, Pleosporales, Pleosporaceae. The coding region runs from base 1 to 870 and encodes 289 amino acids. The transcript has 3 exons. The record is from RefSeq and is a predicted model, not a curated record.
AUGCCUAAAGGCCGCCCAAGUAUUAAUUUAACCCCGUACCAACUAGAGCUUUGUGCGUUGCACUAUAAGGGCCUAACCUUUAACGAGCUUGCAGCCUACUUGCUUAACUCGUACGGGGUUACUGUUAAUCCUCGUACGUUGAAGAGAAGGUUUCAGAACUGGGGUAGAAAAUAUGUCCGCAAAACUAGAUCGUCGAGCUCUAAACCUAGGUCCGACUUUGGUUCUAAUGCCAAUUCCGACAUUGUUGUCUUGACGAAGCCCUGCCCUGUCAUGACAGCGCCCUCGAUUCAGCCCGAUCCCACAACCAAGAUAUUGCAGAGAUUCCUAGAAAUCUCGCCUCUGUCCGGAGACUACUCUCUCAUCGACGAAUACAUCAACGUCCUCGAUAAGCUAGCCGCUCAAGAUGCUGCGAGUGGUGCACGCAAACGGUCGAUAGACGAGCUCGCGAACGAAGAAGCCACUAUUACGCUCGCUAUUGAAGGCCUUCCCGCCGAAGAGAAGCAGCAUCUUGCCACCAUUGCUCAAGCUUGUGCUAAGGGUAUUCAGGCUGACAUGGCAACUUUGAGCAUAGCUACUGAUAUGUCUGCCAUUCAAGCGGCCAUAGAGACACGCAACAAGGAAGCUGAGGUUUCGCGUCAAAGUGUGCUUGGCAUGAUGACGAAGAGAGCAGAAGAGCUACGUACGCGACGACUGGACGUGCGCCGCAGAAGAGAAGCCGCGUUGGAGGAGUGGAAAGUAAACUCUAACUUUGACACCCUAUCGCUACAGGAGACAAAAGAGCGUUUGGAGAAAGAGGGUGGUAUGGCCAUGGCGGUUGAGCUUGGUAGAAGGAUAGAAAGAUCAGAAAGCGCUGAGGCAAAGAGGAAUUGA